Messenger RNA from Sycon ciliatum, 1986 nucleotides. RefSeq names its product mucin-2-like. The transcript has 6 exons. Lineage: Eukaryota; Metazoa; Porifera; Calcarea; Leucosolenida; Sycettidae. The record is from RefSeq and is a predicted model, not a curated record. The coding region runs from base 259 to 1986 and encodes 575 amino acids.
UGGAGGGGUUUCACAUCUUGGUCAUGUCAUGUGACUAAUUAAUUUGUGUAGAAAGUGAUCAUGUCAUGUGGCAGUGGAACCAACAUGGCCGACAUCAUGUGACCCAUAGCUGUAGAUGCAGGGGCUGACGGGAUCUGGGACCAACAUGGCUGUCGUGUAUAGUCAUAUGACGAAUGUGAAGUCUCUGUAAAUGCUGCUUUUCUGUGGAAAUUUGUUUACGUUCACUAUGAAGGUCGGCAAGCAGAGCAAGAGCGGCGGAUGAGCUCCAUGGAAACGCAUGGAGCUGCUCAAGAAUCACUGCACGGCUCUCAACCGCAACUGUCACUGAACAAUGAAAGCUCAACUGCAUAUCAGAUCGCGCCUUCCGAGAAGAGGAAGCAAACGGCACAGACAGAGCAGAGGGCCGUAUGCCGGGCGAAGUCAAGUCAGAUAGUACCGCUGAGUACGCCAAUUGUGUUCACCACACUAACAGCACCAGUGACAUCCAAAGCCAGGCCGAGACAGACAGCACCAAGUACGCCAACAGCGUUUACCACACCAGCGACACCCAAAGCAAAGCCAUGUAAGUCAAAGAAGCAAGCUACAUCGUCUGAGGCAAAGAGUAACACACCCAAACCCAAACCAAGCAAACCAAAGAAGCAAUUUGCAACCCCAGAGGCAACGGAAAACACACCAAAAGCAGCAGCAACGUUGGCAAGAGCAAAAGCAACCAACUGGUCACGAGAUUAUGGAGAGACAGUACCCGGGAAUGCCACCCUCAACAAUGACUUGCAGCACACGACCUCACAUGAUAACGACGACGAUACUGAUGAUGCAACGAGUGACAGCAGCCUUGACGACAGUGAUGCGUGGCCGAGUGACAGUAGUCACGACAACGGUAUCAUUGUACUGAGUGACAGUUCCGAUGACGACAAUUACUCUGACCGAAGCCCUAGCGACAAUGACGUGGCGUCCAGUGACAGUAGCCAUGGGGACAAUGACAUGUUGCCUAGCGACAGCAGUCCUGACGACAAUGGUGUGUUGCCUAGCGACAGCAGUCCUGACGAAGGCGAUAAGGACACGACUUGGGAACCAUCAUCUCCUAUAACUGUCAAGCCCAAAAAGCGAAAGAGUGGUCGGCAAGCAGAGCAAGAGCGGCAGACGAGCUCCGUGGAAACGCAUGGAGCUGCUCAAGAAUCACUGCAUGGCUCUCAAUCGCAACUGUCACUGAACAAUGAAAGCUCAACUGCAUAUCAGAUCGCGCCUUCCAAGAAGAGGAAGCAAACGGCACAGACAGGGCAGAGGGCCGUACGCCAGGCGAAGUCAAGUCAGUCAGUGCCGCUGAGUACGCCAACACCGUUUACCACGCCGACAGUACCAGCAACACCCAAAGCUAAGCCAUGCAAGUCAAAGAAGCAGGCUACAUCGUCUGAGGCAAAGAGAAACACACCCAAACCCAAACCAAGCAAACCAAAGAAGCAAUUUGCAACCCCAGAGGCAAAGAAGAACACGCCAAAACCAGCAGCUACGUUGGCAAAAGCAAAAGCAACCAACUCAUUACGAGAUUAUGGAGAGACAGUACCCGGGGAUGCCACCCUCAACGAUGACUUGCAGGCACUAAACGAAGCCGUGCAGAGCAUCUUUGCGAGCGAACCAGGGGAUUGGAUGCUGGAUAUGACGCCCCACUGUGCGUCUUCCCAAAGCAUCCUGCAGUCGACACUACUGGACCCGACGGCGAACUUCUGCAGAAUCAUGCACACCCACAGGAGACGGGAGUAUAGUAGUCGUGCCAGUAUGAUGAACGAUGUGCGCGAUGUAUUCGCACAGUAUCAACAGUCAUGGCCAUGCUCCCUGGACGUGCAGCUUGCUGACCGGCAGACAGCAGCUGAACAGGACAUGACCUUGUCUCACUAUCACGGGGCCAGUGCAGCGCAGGAAGCAUUUGUUGGGCACUUGGAGAAACACUGUCCGCAGCUCUGCCACCUGUAUGAGCGAGUGCCGUUCUAA